AUGGCGCUUAACCGAGAUAAGGAAAUUGCGUCUCUGAAAAAGGUUUUCAAAAAGCUUGCACACAAGGGGCCGUUAUCCUCGUCGUACAUGCUUCCAGUGAAGUCUGUCUUUGGCUCCUCCAACUGCAUACUGGAGAUCAAGGUGCCGCGGGGCUACCCAGACAAGGAUGUGGAAAUCAAAAUGCUUAACCCAAUGCCUCACGUGUGGGCCAACAGCUACGGCGUCAUAACAUGCCCGGACUGGCUUCGGAAAUUGCCGCUGGUGUAUGUGGUGGAGGCCGUUCUCACACAGUUCGAUGGCUAUAACAGCAGCGCGGCUGCUGCUGCGACGGCACCUAACCCGAAUCAACACCAUGUCGCGCAGCCAGUUGGCCAACCCCAUACCGGGGUCGCAGCCACGGCGCACAACCCGAAUGACGGUCCCGAAGGAGGGUCUACCGGAGCAAUGCGGACAGAAGACAAUGACCACGACGCAUCGUCAGUAGGUGAUACCACCCCAAAUGUGGCCGCUGAAAGCUCCACCAACGUCGACGAACGGAUGCUGAGGGUCUGCCGCAAUCCCCCGACGGGGGUGUUUCAGACACUGCUGAGCGCCGACAGGGAGGAGGUAAUGAGCAUGCUCUCCAACGAGGACACACGCUGGAAGAUACUCUACAGCUGCCCGCAAUUGGCGCCGAUGCUCGCGGAGCUGCACCAGCUGCUGGAGGAAAACGAGGCCGCCGCCCUCGCGGUCAUCGCCGCCGUCAACAAAAAGCAGGACCGCCUGAAGUCAAUCGAGGAGAAAAUCAAAACGAUGGAAACCAUGGAGGUCAAACCUGCGGAUGCCACGAAAAUGCGGAAGCAGUACGUGAACGCGUGCCACGAGCACAACAAGGCAACGAUAAAGGCACUCAAGCAGCAGAUCGCCGACAAGGUGAAGGCCAUCGAGCAGGGCGAUUUGUCAUUUGACCGGUGCUACGAUGAGCUGUCAAAAAUGCACCUAAAGUGCAACGAACUGUCAGCCAUAGAACUGUCGACGCUUCGUUAA
Molecule: messenger RNA, 1026 nt
Organism: Babesia bigemina
Lineage: Eukaryota; Apicomplexa; Aconoidasida; Piroplasmida; Babesiidae
Exons: 3
Coding region: 1-1026 (341 amino acids)
Source: RefSeq, a predicted model, not a curated record